CCGUUGUUGGCGGGGUGGCGGGAACGGGCUGCGGGGGGCUCUGGCAGUUUCUGCCCCGGUCGGUAACAGGUGGCCCGGAUAGAGGGGUAUCGGGCCGCUCAGUGCGGCGCAGGGACACGAGAGGCUGACACUGCUGAGAGGACAGCGAGGUUGACGGGCGGAUCUUGCAGCGGCACCCAGCAAUAGGCGGGCGAGAUCCAGGAUGAGGAGCCGCAGUAAUUCCGGGGUCCGGUUGGAUUAUUACGGCCGGAUGGUGAACAACACCAUCUUGUGUCACCAGAAUUCUGUAACUGGAUUACUGCCAGCUAGUCUUGAUCAGCAGCAUGCUUGGGUGCGUGAUAAUGUGUACAGUAUCCUGGCAGUCUGGGGUUUGGGAAUGGCCUAUCGUAAAAAUGCUGAUCGCGAUGAAGAUAAAGCAAAAGCUUAUGAGCUUGAACAGAGUGUGGUGAAACUGAUGCGUGGAUUGCUACAAUGCAUGAUGAAACAGAUAAAUAAAGUUGAAAAAUUCAAGCAGACCCUAAGCACAAAGGAUGCACUUCAUGCAAAAUACAACAAUACAACAUGUAAUACAGUGGUUGAAGAUGAUAAAUGGGGUCACUUGCAAAUUGAUGCCACCUCCCUUUACUUGUUUUAUCUUGCACAAAUGACUGCAUCAGGGCUUCAUAUAAUUUUUACUUUGGAUGAAGUAAAUUUUAUACAGAAUCUUGUAUUUUAUAUUGAAGUAGCAUACAAAGUUGCAGACUAUGGGAUGUGGGAACGUGGUGACAAAACUAACAGAGGAAUUCCAGAGCUCAAUGCCAGUUCGGUAGGAAUGGCCAAAGCAGCUCUGGAAGCACUUGAUGAAUUGAAUCUCUUUGGUGCUAAUGGAGGUCCCAGAUCAGUCAUUCAUGUCAUGAAUGAUGAAGUGCAACUUUGCCAAUUUAUCUUGCAGUCAAUGCUGCCAAGAGCAUCAACAUCUAAAGAAAUUGAUGCUGGUCUCCUCUCAGUUAUCUCUUACCCAGCUUUUGCUGUAGAAGAUAUUGAACUUGUUGAGUUAACAAAACACGAGAUCAUCACAAAACUACAGGGUCAUUAUGGUUGCCGCCGGUUUCUGAGAGAUGGUUAUAAAACGCCAAUAGAGGAUCCUUCCAGACUUUAUUACGAAAAUGCAGAACUGAAGUUGUUUGAGAACCUAGAAUGUGAAUGGCCAUUGUUCUGGACAUACCUAUUACUCGAUGCACUGUUCAAUAAGAACACAGAGCAGAUUGAAGAAUACAGGGAAGCUCUGAACAGAGUUCUUGUUGUGCGCCCAGGUGGUAUCCAUUUAAUACCAGAACUUUAUGCUGUUCCAGCUGAUAAGAUGGAUGAAGAGUACCAGAACCCUCACACUGUCUCAAGAGUUCACUUGGGGAAGCUGCCACAUAUGUGGGGACAAUCCUUGUAUAUGCUAGGAUGUCUUGUUGCAGAGGGUUUUCUUGCUAUUGGUGAAAUUGAUCCUUUGAACAGAAGAUUCUCAACUGUUCCAAGACCAGAUGUAGUAGUACAAGUGGCAAUAAUAGCAGAAACUGUGGGAAUAAAGGAGGUUUUAGAGAAGCAUGGAAUCAGCGUUGAAACUGUAUCAGAAGUCUUACCGAUCCGUGUACAGCCAGCUCGUAUUCUUUCUCAGAUUUAUACAAGACUAGGUUGCAGUAAAAGAAUGGGAUUGAGUGGUCGGCCUUAUCGACACAUGGGUAUUCUUGGUACUUCAAAGUUGUAUAUUAUACGGGAUGAGAUCUUUGCUUUUACUCCUCAGUUUGUUGAUCAGCAGCAGUUCUAUCUUGCUCUUGAUAAUCGAAUGAUUGUCGAAAUGCUUCGAACAGAGUUAUCAUUUUUGUGCCGUUGCUGGAGGAAGACUGGGCGGCCCACUGUAACAUUUCCAAUUUUACAGUCCAUGCUCAUUGAUAAUGGCACCAGUUUGGAUCCUUAUGUUAUGUCAACAUUAAGGAAAUUACAAGAUGGAUACUUUGGAGGAGCCAGAGUUCAUGCAGCCAAUUUGUCAACAUUGUUGGUAACCUCAUGCUGCACACGACUCAGUUUUAUGGAUGUUGGACCUAAUGUGGAAUACCGAGAUGAGCUAACUGUGUACUUAAACCAACUGCUUGAGACGAAACCUUCAAAAACUACUUUGCUGUCAUCUGGAAAGAAAACGAGCCUGCAUCGAUUCCGUGAUGCCGCACGUGCUACGCGGGAUGUCGUAUCUCUGGCACAUAAAGCAAAAGAACUUGACAUUCAAAAUGUCUCUUUCUAUCUACCCAACAGCUUGUUAUCUGAAUCACGUCAUAAACUCAAUCUUGUAUCUGCAUCCUCAGUCAGUCCAGAGUUUCCAUUAAAGACCUCAAAAGACUUGCCUAGAGAUGACUCUGGUGAAAUAGACUGUAAAGCCUUGAUGGAACAGUUGAAAAAGUGUCAUAGCUUACAAGAACAGGUUGAAAUAACCCACUUAAUCUAUGUCACAAAGGGUAUAGAUUGGAAUGUGGGGCAAGAAGAUCAUCCUGACAUGACUGUUCAUGACCUCUUAAUGGAGCUGUACACAAAAGCCAGUAAUGAGCACCACUGGGGACUAAUCCGUUAUAUUUCUGGUAUGCUCCAUAAAAAAGUUGAAGAACUUGAUGAGGCCUGCACAACCCUUUUGUCAAAUCAGAAGCAUCUGACUGUUGGCCUUCCUCCUGAACCACGUGAGAGAACCAUUUCAGCACCCUUGCCUUCUGCUGAACUUACUAAACUGAUCGAAGAAGCUAACGAACACAAUAACACUUUGUUCAUCCUCACACAGGAAGUCAUGGUUUAUCUGGCAAUGUAUGCAAGGACAGAAGCUAAUCUAUUUGCUGAGAUGUUUCGACUGCGUGUUGGAUUAAUAAUUCAAGUUAUGGCAACUGAAAUGGGCAAUAGUCUCAAAUGUUCAGGUGAAGCAGCAACUGAAAGCUUGAUGUCAAUGAGACCCUCUGACCUGAAGAUACUUCUUCACCACGUCCUCAGUGGAAAAGAAUUUUCAGUUGAAGAAAAUGUUGAUCUUUCUACAAGAAAAUAUAUUUCUAUCCAUGAUGUGGAUCACACUGGAGCAACAAAAAGUGAGCGAGCUGGAAUUAGUAAACUGAAGCUUGAGAUGAUGCAGAUGGAUAAGCGUAGAUUUUCUGCUGCUGUAACCAAUAUUGAGACUGGAACUUUGAAGCCAACUGGCAAAGCUGAUGAACAAGAGCAAACACUUAAUGUGCCUGAUCCAUGGCAAGAUAGUGAUUUUAUAGACAUACGUCAGGGACAGUGGUUGCGGCGAAGACGAAUCGAUGGUGCACUCAACAGAGUUCCUGUUGGUUUUUAUCAACGAGUAUGGAAAAUUUUACAAAAGUGUCAAGGGUUGGCAAUUGAAAAUUAUGUUCUCUGGUCAUCUACAACUGAAGAGAUGACUCCUGGUGAGAUUAAGUUUGCUGUUCAGGUGGAGACUUUCCUAAACUGUGUGCCACAGCCAGAAUAUCGGCAGCUUCUUGUGGAGACGAUCCUUGUGCUAACCACGCUGGUGGAUAUAGACAUAGCGAACAUUGGUAGAACAAUUCAUAUUGAGGACAUUGCACACAUGGCAAAUAACUUAUUCAUUCAGGAGCAGGCAGCCUUGGGAGCCAAUGAUGAAAUGCUAGAGAAGGAUAAAACCACCGGGAUUUGUAAAUUGUUAUAUGACAGUGCUCCAAGUGGUCGUUUUGGCACCAUGACUUAUAUCUUGAAGGCUGCAGCUAUAUAUGUAGAAGAUUUCUUACCAGCUGAUGGGUGUCAAGUGCAAUAAAAUAUUUAUGAACUCAAAUUAGAUUGUGACACUGAACAAAGAAGCACAACGCGUAACAUGAAAAUCCAGAAACUUUAUCCAUGUUGAGUUACUCACAGUUGCAAAGCAAAAAUGACUGUGAAUUAAAUACUUAUCAAUUAAAUUUUCCAAGGAAGCAUGACCUAGUAUAUUUCUGAAUCCCUUUUGUUUAGUAGAGACUGAGAAAGAUCUAAGAUUUUAUGUAAGUCUUUUAUGUGAAUUGCGAAUGCAGAAAAAUUGCAUCAUUAAAGAAAGCUAUUAGGCCAGAAGUUCAAUUCAUUUCUGCCAGUGGAUGGGUUUUUCAGUCCUGUAUAAACUCAUUAGUAUUAAAAGUCCGAUACUGGAAAUUAAAACAAUGUAUUUUUGCUGUAAACUGGUAUAUAAACAGUAAAAUUACCUCAGCAUCACUUCCCAUCAUAAUGUUUUCACUGUUGCAUUAUAUACUGAAUUUGCAUUGAGAAUACUAAGUUCUCAUAAAACCUCAGGAACAAAUAAGCAAAAUAAUGAAAAAAUGUUUUUCCCUUGCACUGACAAGAAUUGCCGAUUUUGGUCCUGUAGUUUGUAUUUCCUUUUUAUUUAUAAUUUUUUAAGUAAGUUUACACUUUGACAGUAAUGAUCAUUACAAUAGAUCUGCCUUAUCUUAAUCUGUAAGAAAUGAUUUUGGAAGUUAAAUUAAUUUAAAAAAUAAUUUAAACCAGAAUCUUUUGUUUAUUUUGGCAAUACAUUUGUUAUCUUUGCUACUUAAUGAUUUGCAUGUGGUUGAGCUAUUUAACAUGUUCCUUUAUUAUUUCCAAACAAGGACAAAUCAAGCCUGUUAAACUUUAGAAUGAUAUGCAACUGCAUUCACAAGGGAGCUUGGAGCUUGAUUACUUGGAAUAUUUGAUGUGUAAAAAAAAAACAACUUGUGUGUAAGCAUUGUAGCAAAAGGUAAAAAGUACCUUGGAAGCUCAGAGUGUGGGGUGAGCUGCUUUGGAUAAUAUUUAUGAAGAUGUUAUAUUCAGAUCUUUACAGUGGCCUUGAAAAUGGCAUCAUAUUCUAAUAACAAUUAUACUUCACUUAAUUUGACCCACUUAAAUGCUUUUAUCUAUCUCAGGAAAAUCUAAACCAGUUAAUAAAAUAUUUAUGAACCUAACAAAUUAAUUUUUUUGUUGUGCCAAUAAUUUUAACUGAUACUUUUUUAACCUGAACUAGUAUUCACACAUGUGUAGUUGUCUUCCUGAAUUGUUGUGUUGCCUCCCAAAUCUGCAUGAUUGCAUGUCUGAACAGCACAAAAAGGGAACCAAUCAAAGUCUUUCUCUAUUACUGCGAUGCAUAAUCCAUUUUUGGCCUAGCUGUAGUUUACGAUGUGAUUUAACAAAUACACCUACAUCUCUUACCUGUAACCAGUAGGAUAAGGUAGCCUUCAAUUGAUUUUACCUAAUGUUAUGCCUCGAAAAUAAUUUAUCAGUACAUUUUCCGAUCCUGCAAUGUUGCUUCAUGAAAUCUUUGUGGAUUACAGUAAUCAUUGUCCACACUUAGAUCUCUCCAGAUGGACCUCAAAGAUAUGAAAUCCAGUUUCACUUUAUGGUCAUCACAUCUUUAUGGUCAUUGCAUUUGCUGAAGAAAGAUACAAAACUAGAAAGGUAUGGAAGUUAAAUUAUUAUGGUCAGUUACAGAGACUAGGCCUGUGCUC
Molecule: messenger RNA, 5480 nt
Organism: Hypanus sabinus (Atlantic stingray)
Lineage: Eukaryota; Metazoa; Chordata; Chondrichthyes; Myliobatiformes; Dasyatidae
Gene: phka1a
Product: phosphorylase kinase, alpha 1a (muscle)
Exons: 33
Coding region: 203-3790 (1195 amino acids)
Biological process (GO): glycogen metabolic process
Cellular component (GO): phosphorylase kinase complex
Molecular function (GO): calmodulin binding
Source: RefSeq, a predicted model, not a curated record